CACCGAUCGUCGGACGGGACCUCUGUACGAGGUCCCGAUCAUGUGAUCACUGAUUGGCCAAUCAGUGAUCACAUGCAAAGUAGUAAGCAAGAUGUCACUUGUGACAUCAUUGCUUACUACUUGUAAAAUCUGUGAAUGAUCACAGAGGUCACAUGGUACGAGGCUAUUCACAACAGCCUUCUACCAUGUGACAAGCUGUGACUGAUCACAGCUCACUCAGUAUUUCUCAGUGGCUGCAAGAAUGCAGACAGAGAGAAAAAGAAAGUGAUUGCUUUUACACCCAUAUAGGAUGUAAAAGCAAUCAUU
Messenger RNA from Staurois parvus, 306 nucleotides. The record is from the annotation of a GenBank genome assembly. Lineage: Eukaryota; Metazoa; Chordata; Amphibia; Anura; Ranidae.